AUGUCUAUUCUGAUAGCAAAUACUUUCAUUGAGUAAAUUGGAUGCUAUGGACCUCCAGGGCCUCCUGGACCUCUGGGGCCUCUUGGAGUUGCAGGUCCUAGAAAUCCUUCUCACUGGUUACAACGCGGGGUCCCUGGUGUGCUGCUUGUCCUCACUGUGUCCUGCAGGAUUCCUGGAAAUUACUAUUUCGACUUUGAUGUAGAGCUUUGCCACUGCAAGGUGAAGGUUUGGCUAAUGACGAACCAAAGCCAAGUUUUGGAAAAGGAUCUGAUGGCCAAAAAAGUGUAUGUUAAUAUCUCUGGUGCUAUAAUUAUGCUUCUGAAAAAGGGGGACAAGGUGUGGCUAGAAGCAGAAGUUGAAACUGAGAAACCAAAGCGAGCAGAAGUCACUAUCUAUUUCUCAGGUUUCCUGAAUUCGUCCCUGAAACUAAGCCUCUUGUGA
Lipotes vexillifer (Yangtze River dolphin) is the source of this 441-nucleotide messenger RNA. RefSeq names its product hibernation-associated plasma protein HP-20-like. The record is from RefSeq and is a predicted model, not a curated record. The transcript has 3 exons. NCBI's taxonomy places the organism in Eukaryota, Metazoa, Chordata, Mammalia, Artiodactyla, Lipotidae. Gene Ontology annotation, molecular function: protein binding.